Molecule: messenger RNA, 6661 nt
Organism: Hemicordylus capensis (graceful crag lizard)
Lineage: Eukaryota; Metazoa; Chordata; Lepidosauria; Squamata; Cordylidae
Gene: ADAMTS17
Product: ADAM metallopeptidase with thrombospondin type 1 motif 17
Exons: 22
Coding region: 84-3068 (994 amino acids)
Biological process (GO): extracellular matrix organization; proteolysis
Cellular component (GO): extracellular matrix
Molecular function (GO): metalloendopeptidase activity
Source: RefSeq, a predicted model, not a curated record
GACUCCACCAGAAUGUUCAGUUUUUGGCUCCGGGUUUCUCCGUGGAGGAGAUUGACGAGGACCAGAGCAGCCACCGGGCAGAGAUGGAUCGGCUCUGCUUCUACACAGGACACGUGCUGAACCACAGCGUCGACUCCUUCGCUUCACUCAGCAUCUGCACUGGGCUGGUUGGUUUCAUCCAGAUUGGAUCCGAACAGGUGCAGAUUCAGCCAGUGAACGCUUCCGAGACCUUGUUUGAUGGGAAGGAGCACUUUGUCAGGCGCAGACGCUCCACCAGAUCGGCCCGUACCGCCAAGGUGGAGGAAGGCCCAGCUGAGCACUGCACAGUGGUGUCAGAAAAGAAGAGGCAGAAGAAGGCAAAGCUGACCAAUGACUGGAGGGAACGGAGGAAUGCUAUCCGGCUCACCAACGAAUACACAGUGGAAACGCUUGUGGUGGCGGAUGCUGAUAUGGUUCAGUACCAUGGGGCAGAUGCAGCUCAACGAUUCAUUCUCACUGUCAUGAACAUGGUGUACAACAUGUUUCAACAUCAGAGCCUUGGGGUUAAAGUCAACAUUCGAGUGACCAAGCUUGUUUUGCUGCGAAGUCGUCCGGCCAAGCUGUCCAUUGGGCACCAUGGGGAGAGGUCUCUGGAGAGCUUUUGCCACUGGCAAAACGAAGAAUAUGGUGGCGCAAAGUACCUUGGAAAUAAUCAAGUUCCUGGAGCACGAGAUGACACCCCUCCAGUGGAUGCUGCCGUCUUUGUGACCAGGACAGAUUUUUGUGUCCACAAAGAUGAACCCUGCGACACUGUGGGGAUUGCCUAUCUAGGAGGCAUCUGUAGUGCGAAGAGGAAGUGUGUGCUUGCAGAGGACAAUGGGCUGAACCUGGCAUUUACCAUUGCACACGAACUGGGACACAACAUGGGGAUGAGUCACGACGAUGACCACUUGUCUUGUGCUGGGAGAUCGCACAUCAUGUCUGGAGAAUGGGUGAAAGGCAGGAACCCCAGUGACCUCUCCUGGUCCUCCUGCAGCCGUGAUGACCUUGAAAAAUUUCUCAAGUCCAAGGUCAGCACCUGUUUGCUAGUGACAGACCCCCGCAGCCGAUAUGCUGUGCGGCUUCCAUACAAACUUCCAGGGAUGCAUUACAGCGCAGAUGAGCAGUGCCAGAUUCUCUUUGGGACCAAUGCAACCUUCUGCAAGAAUAUGGAGCAUUUGAUGUGUGCUGGUCUCUGGUGCCUUGUGGAAGGAGAAGCAUCUUGCAAAACUAAGCUGGACCCUCCCCUGGAUGGCACAGAAUGCGGGGUGGACAAGUGGUGCCGGACUGGGGAGUGUGUCAGCAAAACUCCCAUCCCCGAACACGUCGACGGUGACUGGAGCGUGUGGAGCCAAUGGAGCUUAUGCAGCAGGACUUGUGGGACUGGCGCCAGAUUCCGGCAACGCAAAUGUGACAAUCCACCCCCUGGCCCCGGAGGCAAAAACUGCCGUGGUGCGAGUGUCGAGCACACCGUUUGUGAAAACUUGCCCUGUGCUAAAGGGGUGCCCACUUUCCGAGACCAACAGUGCCAGUCUCAUGACAGAUACACCAACAAGAAGAAAAGCCUUUGGACAGCUGUGGUCAUGGAUGACAAGCCCUGUGAACUCUAUUGCUCCCCAGUCGGGAAGGAAUCUCCUGUUCUGGUGUCAGACAGGGUGGUCGAUGGCACUCCGUGUGGGCCCUACGAGACUGACCUCUGCGUUCAUGGCAAGUGCCAGAAAAUUGGCUGUGAUGGGAUCAUUGGCUCAGCUGCCAAAGAGGAUCGCUGCGGCAUCUGCAACGGAGACGGCAAAACCUGCAAAGUGGUGAAAGGUGACUUCAACCAUACGAAAGGGAUGGGUUAUAUCGAAGCAGCCGUAAUCCCUGCCGGGGCUCGACGGAUCCGUGUGAUGGAAGAUAAGCCUGCCCACAGUUUUCUAGCGCUGAAAGAUUCCAGUAAGAAAUCCAUUAACAGUGACUGGAAAAUUGAACUUCCGGGUGAGUUUCAGAUCGCAGGAACUACUGUCCGGUAUGUGCGGAGAGGCCUGUGGGAGAAAAUCUCAGCCAAAGGACCAACUAAAAUACCUCUCCACUUGAUGGUGCUGCUCUUCCAUGACCAGAACUAUGGGAUCCACUACGAAUACACCAUACCUGUGAACUAUUCCACUGAGAACCAAAGCGAGCCAGAAAACCAGCAGGACUCCUUGUACAUCUGGACACACAGCGGAUGGGAGGGUUGCAGCGUGCAGUGUGGGGGAGGAGAACGUAAAACCAUCGUGUCCUGCACGCGAGUUGUCAACAAGACCAUGAUGUUGGUGAACGAUAGCGCCUGUCAGCGGGUGACUCGUCCCGAGCCCCAGGUUAGAAGAUGUAAUGUACAUCCCUGCCAGUCGAGAUGGGUGGCAGGGCAGUGGAGUCCUUGCUCUGCAACUUGCACCAAAGGUAUCCAGUAUCGAGAAGUGGCAUGCGUCUACCAGCUGCAGAACGGCACCUACGUCAACACCCGGGAUUUCUACUGCCUUGGCCCCAAGCCAACUCCAGUGCAAAGCUGUGAAGGCCGCGAUUGCCUUUCCAUCUGGGAAGCAUCGGAAUGGUCAAAGUGCUCAUCGGAUUGUGGGCGGGGGAAACGGAAGCGAACCGUCACAUGUACCAACUCGCAAGGGAAGUGUGAUGCAGCCACGAGACCGAGGGGCGACGAAGAGUGUGAGGAUCUCACAGGCUGCUACGAGUGGAAGACGGGGGAUUGGUCCAAGUGCUCUUCGACGUGCGGGAAGGGCCUCCAGUCCCGCGUGGUGCAGUGCAUGCACAAGGUGACGGGUCGUCACGGCAACGAGUGUCCCGCCCUCUCCAAGCCCGCAGCCUAUCGACAGUGUCACCAGGAGGCCUGCAACGAGAAGAUCAACGUCAACACCAUUACCUCUCCUAGGCUUGCGGCCCUGACAUACAAGUGCACAGGAGACCAGUGGACAGUUUACUGCCGGGUGAUCCGGGAGAAGAACCUUUGCCAAGACAUGAGGUGGUACCAGCGCUGUUGCCAGACCUGCAGAGACUUCUAUGCCAACAAGAUGUAGCAGAGGAAUUCAUGAGACCCAUCUUUGCUUCGUAGGGUAUUACAGCUCAUAUGUACUUCUUCACACAAGGCAUCAUUAACUUAUGGAUCUCCGCCAAGAGAUAAAGGCACGGCCUCUUAGCUUAGAUGGCUUUUGUUGUUGUUGUUUAAGGAUUAGACAAAUCCAUGGGGGACCAGUCCAUCAAUGGCUCUUAGCCAUGAGAGCUAAAUGAAACCUCCAUGCUCCAAGGCAGCUUACUUCUGAAUGCCAGAUGCAGGGAAGAAACUGCAGGGGGGCGGACAGCACCCCUAGCUGGCCGCUAUUUAAAACAGACUGCUUGACGAGAUAGACCUUGGGUUGAUCCAGCAAAGUAGUUCUAAGCUGCAAACGUCCCAGGUCUGCCUACCAGAUUUCCAGCCAAUAGCUUGAACUUGGUGGAUUCCAACACUUACCUAAUAAGACUUGAAACUCCUUUUGCAGACUGGAUGUACCAAAGCAAUCCACCGUAGGAAAAAGAAGAAGAAUUCAUCUCAACGCCAAUCAUGUAGAAUUUUAUGAUGUUUUGACAUGGCUACAAUUUUUUCUCUCUCUUGAUAAUAUAUAGAUUAUUUCCAGCCACUGGGUGGCUUGCUACCAUUUUUCUUUUUUAAAAAAAGGAAAAGAUUUUGAAAAGUGAUUAAAUUGACUAAAGUUACGUGUACCUCGACAGGGUAAAGCCUCUGGCAAAUAACUCAGUGUAGAUAGAGACAUGACUUAAUGCUUCAGCCUUGGCUUCUAGCUCUUAUUCUCAGCGCUAACUGCGGGUGGGGGACGGGUGCCUUGUAAGCGGGGAGCCAUUGAUGAAACGCUUAAUUUUUAAAAAGAGGCUUUGCGAGAAAAGUCCAUUAAAACCCACAGCAAUGGAUGGCUGUGUCUGUAGUCUCUGUAGGGAGCCUUCUGCAGCCACAGCCCACAUUCCACUGAGUAUAAUUUUAAAGGAACAGAAUGAAAAAAGAAUUUUAAAAAACUAAUCAACUAAAAAAAGAAAGAAAGAAAUCAAGAACUUUCCUCUUCCCUGCUGGCCUUUUGGGUCUUGUAGUGCUGAGGUGGUGGCAUCAGGGAAUAGGAGUCGAUCCGCUUUUUCAUCGGUGGUGUUUUUGGCCAGAAGCAAAGAGUUCUGACUUCAUGGGUCACUCUCUAGACAGGAGGUCUCACCCUAAAUUCUCCUCCCUUUCUAUUCCUCCAUCUGCACUAUGAUCGGAAUAUCGUUUUCUCAUUUCUUAGUGGUGGUGGGAAUUCUUCUUCCCUGCCCCCCUCCAAAAAGUUUGUUUUUUUAAAAAAAAAUCAGGAGACAAAAUGUUGUUGCAGAGUUCCUGUAAAGCACACAGAAGCAUUACUUUUCACAGCUCCAGUCUAUGGAAAGCAGUGGUGUGAGAAGAUUGGAGUGUUUACCUUUUUCAGUGGCGGUGCCGAUUCGAACUUGCUCUGUUAGAGCAUCCGGGACGAAUGAGCCUUGACAGUCCCUCCUCCUGUCAUGCUCAAGGGAUGCCAAGAACAAGCUGUGAAUCACUGGGCUGACUUCCCCUGAGCACUCUGGGAUAACAAACAUCACAACUCAACUCUCCUGGAAGACCAAGCUAGUAUCACAACAUUCUGGCAUCUGUAAUGCAGAACAAUCGGGCAGGCAUGUCUCUGGCUUGAUUGGCUUAUACUUGCAAAGGAGCAUGAAGUGUAUAUCAGACAUGCAUAUCGCCACUAGAGAGACAUGCAUAACCCUUACAAUGCUGUAUGCUGGAACUGAUCCACAAUCGAAAUUGGAAGUUUUGAAAGUGGGACAGAUGUCACAGAAUGAAUGGGAUAUUCCAGGGUCUGCAAGGAAAACCUGGUCUCCUGUCCAUGGUUCCAAGAUGGAGAAAAGCUUAAUGGUGCUCAAAAUUCAGGGCAACUUUCUAGCCCUUCUCAUGGCAAUGGGAACUUUUGCAAUGAAUAUCAUUGGAGCAGGAGGAAUCUGUUCAUUUGCUUGAGUUUCAGUGGUGCUAACCUCCUGCUCCUAACUUAUCAGGUCAUCAGGGGUUGGGGUUGGGGGACGGGGACAGUAUUCUGUGGUCCUUUCUUUACCUAACAGAUGUACUGUCUGUACACGAUGGGGCCAUAGCUGAAUGGUAGAGCAUCUGCUUUGCACACAGAAGGUCCCAGGUUCAAUCCCUGGCAGCAUCUCCAGGUCGGGCUGGGAGAGACUCCUUCCUGAAGCCCUGGAGAGUUGCUGCCAGUCAGUGUGGGCAGUACUGAGCUAGAUGGACCAAUGGUCUCACUCGGCAGAAGGCAGCUUCCUAUAUUCCUUUUCUUAGAAAAGGCAUUGGUGAUGCUGCGCCGUAGUGAAGGAUACCCUCACGCAUGGCUUGUGAAACACUGUAGGAAAUCAGGUGUUGACUAGGUGGGCCCUUUGUCAGACCCAACAGGGCUCUCCUUUUCUUCCAUGCUGUGUAGCAAACUCUCUGUUGAAACACAGAGGUGUUUCCAAAGCAGUUGUUGAGAUGGCCCAAGGGUCUGCUGUUCAAAGAAAAACAUAUUUUUUUAAAAAAUCCCAUGGGGCUAAUGCAAACUCUUUGGCAUACUAAAAGUCGCUCUCUGGAUCCAGGCUUUAGGCAGAAACCCUCUUUGGUUGAAAACAAAUGGAAAGCAAAGGCUUCAUUUCAGGAUGGUUUUUCCUCCUUCAGCUUUUCAGCCAGACGCCAUUCACAAUGCACCUCAGUUUUUUGUAUUGGUUUGCAGACACUUAUUCCUAAGAGUAAGUAAGUAAGUUUAUUGCAGUCACAGACCAGAUUAACAAUUAAUAGCAUUAAUAAGAAAAUUCAAGAAAUGUCAAAGUUUACAAAAUCACAAACCGUUCAAAUUACUAAUACAGUCUUUAGGGAGCUUCAACGUCACGAAAGAGAACUUUGCCACAUUAUCUGAAAUUACAAGUUUAAAAUUGGUCAGCAUCGUUUCCAAAUAAAAUUGUUCUGUAUGACCAGGAUAAAUGGCUAAAAGAGGAGCAAUAAAUUUGGUGCGAGCGUCCUUGUAAAAGUGGCAAUAAAGUGGAAACGCAGUGCUACAAAUUCUACUACUAGGUACGUGCAUUUGUUCUCAGAACUAAUGGAGAGAGAUGCAAAUAGGCCCAUUGGCUUUCCAUUGACUCUGAAGUUAAAGCACUCUGGAACAAGUGGCAAAAAGGGCGGUGGAGGGUGGUGUUUCUGUUUCUUAACCCCCUAACCCACUUAUUUUCCUUAUUAUUGGUUUUGUUUAGAAAAAAGAGAAUGAGCCCUUUCUCACUGCUCGUGGGAAAGGGCUACCCAGUUUGCAGAGAGGAAGCCUGAAAGCACUUACCUCCUCGCAGACCAUUGAGCCGUCAUCCCUGGGUGGGCCUGCUCACCGGCUGCUCACACGAGGACUGGUUGCUCCGGGGGCCGGGACACGUUGCCCUGCCCUCCAGAACUCCAAAAAUGCACCAUGCGAGGGUGUGAUGGUGCGUUAUGGAGAUCUCCCCUCCCUGAGUCUGCCAGCCGUGGCUGACACACAAUCAAUAAAACCGGAGGCUCCGUAGACAGGUUUGCCACCGUGGUGCCGCUGAGAUCAGGGUCAAUCCCGGUGGCUCA